AUGAUUCUUAUUCGUGGGAAUCGUUUUAUGAGACGUCUUUCACUUUAUCACUGCAAGUUAUGUAUGACGAUAUACGUGGUGGUAGCAGUUUUCUUCAUCAUAGCCAGUUUGCCGAAUCUUCCACCUCGUGUCGUUUACACUCAUCCUGAUGAACUUACUGAUAAGGAGCUCUGUAGCCAACCAGGAAGCAAAGUCUGUUGCCCGAAAACUGAAGAGCUUGAUCUAACCCAAUAUAGUUCAGAUACUCCCACAGAUUUUCUUAACUUGUUAUAUGAAGCUCAGCAUGUUUGUGAGGGGAGUUGGAAACCGCAAUGUGUGUCUUCACAAAAAAUAGCUGUCAUUAUACCCUAUAGGGAACGAGAAAAGCACCUUAAGUUGUUAUUGCCAAGACUACAUGCUUUGUUGCUACGACAAAAUAUGCCGUAUUAUGUUUUUGUGAUUGAGCAGGCUGGAACCACUCCUUUCAAUCGUGGACUACUAUUUAAUGUUGGAGUUUUGCAUGCACUGGAUAUUGAUCCAGAUAUUAAUUGUUUUAUCUUUCAUGAUGUUGAUCUUUUACCUGAAAAAAGUGAAAAUUUUUAUAUUUGUGAUACAGAAUUAAGACAUUUAUCACCUGCUGUUGAUGACUUACGAUAUCAUCCACCAUUUGUAAACAGUGCAGGAGGUGUUGCUGCUAUGUCUAAAGAGAAUAUUUUCAAGAUCAAUGGAUUUCCAACACGUCAUUGGGGUUGGGGUAGUGAAGAUGAUGAAUUUUCAGCACGUGGUUUAAUUUAUAAUUUAAAAUUAACUAGACCACCAGAAUUUAUUGGACGUUAUAAAACACCAAGACAUAAAAAACAUUCUAUAUCUAUAAAACAUCAAAGUGAAUUUAUUAAAUUUCGUAAUUAUUUACAUGAUGGUUUAACUAUUUUAAUACAAAAAAAUUUUUAUCAAACAUGGAAAUUAGAAUCCAUUCAUAAAAAAAUCAAUAAAAUUGUAUUCAAUCAUCAUCAUCAUAAUAAUAAUAAUAAUAUUGAAACAUUUAAAAUUCCUUCAUUUUUAAAUGAAUGUACGCGCCAAAAUAUUUUUAAACAAUUAAAUAUUACUAAUGAUUCUUCUAUUGAAAUUAUUCAUAAUUUAAAACAAAUUUCAUUAGAUAAUAUUCAAUUAUUAAAUUAUUUUUCACGGGAUGAUUUAUUUAUACAUUUUAUAUUUGAUCCAAUAGAUUUAUAUAAACAAUAUAAAAGUUUAAUAAAACCUAAAGGUAAUCAUACUGAUGAAUCUUUAUGGUGGUUUCUACAUUUCUAUGGAUGGAUAUAAUAUAUAUCUGCUAUAGGAUAUAUAUAUAUAUAUACUUUUUGCUUGUACCAUAUAUAUUUUGAUUACGUAAUAGAUAAAUCACCUUCAGAAUGGAGUUGUAUUUUGCAGUUAACAACCGAAGCAAUCUCUCGAUUUAUAUAUAUAUAUAUAUAUAUAUAUAUAU
This is a messenger RNA of Schistosoma curassoni, 1462 nucleotides long. The record is from the annotation of a GenBank genome assembly. Lineage: Eukaryota; Metazoa; Platyhelminthes; Trematoda; Strigeidida; Schistosomatidae.